This is a messenger RNA of Penicillium subrubescens, 411 nucleotides long. RefSeq lists its product as uncharacterized. The transcript has 2 exons. The record is from RefSeq and is a predicted model, not a curated record. Bases 1 to 411 code for a protein of 136 amino acids. Lineage: Eukaryota; Fungi; Ascomycota; Eurotiomycetes; Eurotiales; Aspergillaceae.
AUGAGCGCCGCUAGUAGCAGACAGCGACAAAACCAGUCGAAGCGUGAUGAGGCAAUUCGCCGUAAGAUGGAGGCCGACCUCAACAAGAAGAGGCACAACCCGACCAAGGCGAGAAAUGCCCGCAAAGCCCCGCCGGGCACCGUGCUCGCCUUGAAGCCCAGCCAGGCUCUCCAGAUCAAGCCCACCCUUAGCAUUGCCGAGGCCGCCCAGUUGAUGGCCGCGAAGCGGGAGGAUUGCGUCUUGGUUACCGAUGAUGAUGAGCGCAUUGCUGGUAUUUUCACCGCAAAGGAUUUGGCUUUCCGCGUGGUUGGCGCUGGCCACAAGGCGCGCGAGGUGACCGUGGCCGAGAUCAUGACCAAGAACCCCCGUGUGCGCGGACUGACACAAGCGCUACCGAUGCGCUUGACCUGA